Molecule: messenger RNA, 1724 nt
Organism: Triplophysa rosa
Lineage: Eukaryota; Metazoa; Chordata; Actinopteri; Cypriniformes; Nemacheilidae
Product: cytochrome P450 2K1-like
Exons: 9
Coding region: 9-1547 (512 amino acids)
Biological process (GO): xenobiotic metabolic process
Cellular component (GO): cytoplasm; intracellular membrane-bounded organelle
Molecular function (GO): heme binding; iron ion binding; oxidoreductase activity, acting on paired donors, with incorporation or reduction of molecular oxygen, reduced flavin or flavoprotein as one donor, and incorporation of one atom of oxygen
Source: RefSeq, a predicted model, not a curated record
CAUUCAUCAUGGCUGUAGUGGAAACACUUCUCCUGCACGUUUCCACCACAGGUGCUUUGCUCGCUGCUCUCCUGACGCUUUUGGUUAUUUAUCUGUUUUCCUUUGCCUCCAGAUCUCCGGAAGAAGAUAAAGAACCUCCAGGACCCAAACCGCUACCGCUGCUGGGAAACCUGCACCUUCUGGACCUCAAACAACUUCAUGUGAGCCUCUGGAAUUUAUCCAAGAAAUAUGGUUCCGUGUUCAAAGUGCAUUUGGGAUCCAAGAAGGUGGUGGUUCUGACCGGAUUCAAAGCAGUUAAACAAGCACUUGUGAACCAGGCUGAAGAUUUUGGCGAAAGAGACAUAACGCCUGUUUUUCAAGACAUAAAUGAAGGACACGGAAUCAUCUUUGCAAAUGGUGACACAUGGAAAGAGAUGAGAAGAUUUGCUCUUUCAACCCUUCGAGACUUUGGUAUGGGAAGGAAACUGAGCGAAGAGAAGAUUGCGGAAGAGACGCGGUAUCUGCGAGAAGUAUUCGAGGCGUUCCAAGGAAAUCCUUUUGAUACAACCCAACCAGUAAAUUAUGCCGUUUCCAACAUCAUCUCGGCUAUUGUUUAUGGAAAACGGUUCGAAUAUGACGACCCGAAAUUUACAAAGAUGGUGAACACGGCAAACCUGAACAUCCGCAUGCUCGGCUCCGCUGUCAUACAGAUCUAUAACAUGUGUCCAGCGCUUGGGCCUUUGCUGACGACUUGGAAACUGCUCAUGAAGAAUAUGGAGAGCAACAGGACAGAAAUGCAGGGGCUGGUGAACCGUUUACGAGAGACCUUAAACCCUACAGACUGCAGAGGAUUAGUCGACGCCUUCCUCAUCCGCAAACAAAGCAUAGAUGAAUCUGGAGAAAGCGAUUCCCAAUUCCACGAUCGGAACCUGCUCAUGACUGUGUCGAAUCUGUUUGCAGCUGGUACGGACACCACCGGCACGACGUUACGCUGGGCUCUGCUGCUCAUGGUCAAAUAUCCUCACAUACAAGAUCGGGUUCAUGAAGAAAUCGACAGGGUUCUGGCUGGACGUGAACCCGUUACAGAGGACAGGAAGAAUUUGCCGUACACAGACGCUGUGAUCCAUGAAACCCAGAGACUGGCCAACAUAGUGCCCUUGAAUCUGCCACAUAUGACCAGCUGUGAUGUUCACUUCAAUGGAUACAUCAUUAAGAAGGGGACUUGCGUUCUGCCGCUGCUGACGUCUGUUCUGAGGGACGAGAGCGAGUGGGAGACGCCCAACACUUUUAACCCUGCACACUUCCUCGAUGAGAAGGGUCAGCUGAAGAAACGAGAGGCCUUCAUGCCCUUCUCUGCAGGGCGCAGGGCGUGUUUAGGAGAGAGUUUGGCCAGGAUGGAGCUCUUUCUGUUUUUUACGUCCCUGCUUCAGCAUUUCCGCUUCACUUCUCCACCCGGAGUGUCUGAAGACGAGCUGGAUCUCACGCCAGUCGUGGGUCUCAUCUUAAACCCUUCACCUCACAAACUGUGUGCAGUCAGUAGGGCAGAACAAAAUACAACUACAGAAUAAUAACGAGUCAAAAUAUACAUUUUAUUUUUUUCAAAUUGGCACACAUUUUCAUUCCUUAUGGGUCUAAUUAUUGUAAAGAUAUUUGCUAUCAGCUGUUGGCUUUAAAGUCUGUGUAUUUUCAGUUGUUGUAGAAUGUAUGUUUCUUUACCAAGAUGCAAUAAAAUGUUGUUUAAAUCA